Molecule: messenger RNA, 1869 nt
Organism: Filobasidium floriforme
Lineage: Eukaryota; Fungi; Basidiomycota; Tremellomycetes; Filobasidiales; Filobasidiaceae
Exons: 5
Coding region: 107-1735 (542 amino acids)
Biological process (GO): peptidyl-lysine monomethylation
Cellular component (GO): nucleus
Molecular function (GO): protein binding; protein-lysine N-methyltransferase activity
Source: RefSeq, a predicted model, not a curated record
GAGGAGGAGAUAACCGUACCACGAGUUCAACAAGUUUUUAUCGAAUCGGGGAUCAUCGCUCGAGGGAACACACUCGAGAAGGACUACCCGCUUUCAGACUGACGACAUGCCUAGACAAGCCCGUAAGCACAACACCAGCAAGUACACGCCGCUCCCGCCUCGACCGGCGAAGGGCAAGACGGACGAGCCGGAAUUAUCCGAUCAUUCCAUGUCCUUGUAUUGGAGCGCUCCGCCUUCAUUGCUCAUCCUGCUAGAAUGGCUAAAGGAGCAAGGAAUAUGGCUUUCUGAGAAGCUGAAGGUGAAGGAGAUGCCAGAUGGGCAAGGAUGGGGCGUAGUGUCAACGCAAGUCGGGAUCCCUCUUGAAGUAGUCUGCAGAAUCCCUAGGACGGCCAUAUUAUCUGUCCAUACUUCAGACCUAGACUCGAUUAUCCCAAACAAGAUAUGGCGACAGAUACCACUCCUCAUUCAGCUGACUCUGACGCUGCUGCACGAGAUGCGGAAAGGGCCGGCGUCCAGAUAUUACGGUUACCUCCAAUCGCUACCUCGGCAGCCGGUAUCAAUCGUGGCUUUAUGGGACGAGGAUGAGCUCUUCGGUCAGGAUGGGAAAAAGGCGUUGGAAAAGCUCGCUGGGACCGAGAUGAUGAGGGAGACAAGACGAAUGGCCAAGGAAGAGCGUAGCAAGGAUGAGAUCCGAACGUAUUGGAAAGUGACGAAAGAUUCUUUCCCUUCAACGCCAUCGACUUUGGGACCUCCAACGUUCCUUGACGUCAUGCAUGCCUACUCGCUUGUCACCUCGCGAGCGUUUCAAGUGGAUGCGUAUCACGGAGCCGCCAUGGUCCCUCUGGCCGACAUCUUCAAUCAUAGAGAAGACAAUCACGUCUGUUUCGAGUCUGAUGACUUUGUCUGCGACGUCUGUGGAUCGUUGCCCGCUUGCGAACACGAUGGACUAAACUCCCUUUCAAUCCCUUUACGACUCUCUCAUCUUCCUGCCGAAGUAGUCUCCUCUUAUUCGGAUCCUUCUCAGAACACUGUCGACCUGACCAUCGCCACCCCCUUCGCCCCUGACGAAGAGGUCUUCAACACCUACGGGGAUCAUAUUGGAUGGAGCCAAAUGUUAAACGAAUGGGGGUUUGUUGAUGAGACGGGCGAUCCGUUUGGACGAGGGAUCGGAUGGGAGUCGAAAGAGGUCUUGGGGGAUGGCGAGAAGAGGGAAGAUCAUGAGGCGCGAAGAAAGCUCUGGAAGUCGUUGUGCAACCGGGAGGUUUCGAGCGAGGAUGAGCAGGAAGACGCACUCGUUUUCGAGCCGGACCAGGAACAGGGCAAAUACAAUGCCAAAGACUCGCUAUUGAUCAACUCGGACGGACAAAUCUCAACACCCCUGUUCUGGGCUUGUUUCGCAACGAGUUUGCCUGAAGAAGAGAUGGAGGGCAAGAGCCGGGAAGCGCUCGUCAUCUUGGGACUGGAGACGAGGACACGACUCGAGGCUAGGAGCGAGAGCGAUGGGUUGAUCGUAUGGGACGAGGAUCCUGUCAGCAGAUCGUGUACGGAGAUUAUCUUGGAGUUGCUUCAGGAACGUCUAAAACGGAUGUGGCAUGCGAAUUGGACGAUCGACAAGUUGUGCGAUUACGCGGAUGCUCUUCCUACGGAUGCCAAGCUGCAAAAGAUGGCUCUCAAGUUGUUGAUCGAAGAACGACGGGUGCUAGAGGUCGUCCAACAGCGAUGGUCGUUGUACUAGAUGGUGAUGAUGAUUGUAAUCAGGUCAUGACAUCCGCGGUGCACCGACUAUCAUUGCCUCUCUCUUUUGCAGCGAUGACGUGUGAAACGCGAGAGAGAGGCGACGCUUACUCGUCUCUCGCUCUCUGGCUCUCG